AACAAAUCUCAAUCAACUUGCAUUUUCAAUGCAGCUUGAGUUUAUAAAUUGUGUACCAUGUAUAUAAGUUGUGCAAGGCACAUGCUUCACUCAAUUCAGGUACUUUUUCAUGCAUCAAUCGCUGAAUUUUCACAUAUCAGGUAAGAUACGUGCAAAAGAUCAUUCUUGAGAUAGCGUAUACAUUAUUUGGUUGCCUUUAGAACUUAGUCUUAAUAUACAUCUACAUGCACGCGCGCACACACUAAUAUAACCUAUCUUUCCAGCAUCCUGUUCGAAUUAAGCCUUAAAGUAAAUAACUUGACCAAACUCUGACUUAGAAAUUGUUAUUGCACCUGCUUAUGGGUGGGGGAUAGGACAUCAGUCCUUGACACUAUUUUUGACAGUGGCAUGGCUGUCCACUCACAUCCUCCAAGGAAGAAGUUUCAUUUUUCUUUCAUUGAACCAAUUGGAAAGGUUUGCGAGGAAAUCGCAACAAAAAGAAAGCCAAGAAUCUAAGUUCUAUUCACAUAUACAUACAUACAUAAAUUAAUGCAUUUCUAUAUUUUCUUUUUCAUUGAUAUUGCUAAAAUGGUUUACUUUUGUACAUGCACAAGUGAAGUACACAAAAUUGGAUGCGUAUUGUGUUUUCAUUUUCUUAUAUGUAUGAUUCUGGUAUUUAUUUGUAGUCUCACAGCUGCCAGAUGAUGUUGGAGCCUCACCAAUUGAUAUUGCAAGGGCUUAUAUGGUAAACCGAAUAUCAGAAGCAGGCUUUGGCUCUAAGAGUUUAAAUACAAAAGAUGAAGGGGCAUUAAUUCAUGACAAUUUGACUGCAUUAAAGCCAUUUUCGCCAUCUCCUUCACCCAAGUCAUCCACAUGCUGGCCAGGUGCCAUGGUACAGUAUCAGCGUGGGUUUAUGACUCCUCAAGGUCAAAGAGAGAGAUUUGGGCCUUGCAUUUUCCCCCGACCUCCUUAUUCUAGAACUAGUUAUUCAAAGUCUAAGUCCCAGUUGCUUCAUUUACAAGGUGAUAAUGAUAGGCACGUGAACAUGACAUCAUCUGCCUUUCAGCAGUCUCAAACUCCCGUUAUGGACAGGAUGCCAUCAUGUUAAUCUGUUAUCUAGGACAAGAGAGAAAUAAAAUUUAUGGACAGGUAAAUUUUCCACGUGUGCAGGUUUGUGUAUUUGUGUGGAAACACUCUGUGAUUUGUUUCAAUUGGAUGUCAUCAUGUUCGUUUGUUUUCUUGGACAAGAAAAAUUAAAUUUUUUGGCAUAUUGGUGAACUUGCAGUGGGGCGGGGGAAUAUGUUUUUAAGCUAAAAAAAAAAAAAAUAUUGCACUUAACAAUUUUGUUUUGCCCUGGUUGGGACUUUAACACUCCAGUGGAAUUUUAGGUGCAUUGGCUGCUUGAAAAUGAACUUCUGGGCCUACGGUGAAUCUUUUUUGCCCUGUCAUAGAAAUUUUCUGAGUGACUCUGUGUUGCUGCUGUCCUUAUAGAACUAGCAUCUUUAUCAAUAAACUUUCUGGUAUUGUUCUCAACUUCAUUCCUUGAGCAUGCAGGUGAAUUCAAGGGGCAAAGCAGUGUAUGAUGGACAUGGAUCUGUUGGACCCAUUCAAAGGACUAGGAUACAGCGUAAAUUUGUUGCAGAAUCUCCUUCUAGAGGAUCUGCUAAUUAUCAUUCAACUUUAGACAGUUCUCAGGUGGAAAACUUGAAAGCUUUUGAAGGAUUAUUUUCUGGUGAAAAGUAGAAUAU
Populus euphratica (Euphrates poplar) is the source of this 1727-nucleotide messenger RNA. RefSeq lists its product as uncharacterized. Gene Ontology annotation, cellular component: nuclear envelope. NCBI's taxonomy places the organism in Eukaryota, Viridiplantae, Streptophyta, Magnoliopsida, Malpighiales, Salicaceae. The transcript is spliced from 3 exons. The record is from RefSeq and is a predicted model, not a curated record. Gene Ontology annotation, biological process: nuclear membrane organization. Bases 722 to 1087 code for a protein of 121 amino acids.